AUGUCGAACCUGGCUGCGACUGACGCCGUGCGACCUGUAGAGGGCUUUGGUCGUCCCUCAAGAGAUAUCGACAUGGAGAAGAAUGGCGAUCAAGCUUUCAAUGCCCACGAGACUGGCAGCGAUGGAGAGACCAAGUCUGUCGAAUCGGAAACCUUCCAGAACGGUGUUCAACGGGUGCGCGCAAUCACUGAGAUCUGGAGCACGAAGACCUUGAUUACGAUGCUGGUCUUCAUUUACCUUAUCGAAUUCGUCGCUUUCCUGCAGAAUGGCAUUGACGCCGCGCUCAACCCCUUCAUCACGUCGGCAUUCGGUACACACGGUCUCCUGAACGUCGGAAGCGUAAUGGCAACUGCGCUCGGUGGCUGCCUUCCUCUCGUCAUUGCCAAGGUCAUCGAUAUAUUUGGUCGCGUGGAGGGUUUCUUCUUCAUGCUGCUCGUCGUCGUCGCCGGUAUGGCUAUGAAAGCCGCAUGCACCAACGUACAAACCUACAUCGCCGGUCACGUCCUCUACUGGGCUGGUCACAUUGGUGUUCUAUUCGUUGCCGACAUCAUGGCCGCGGAUUGCACCAGCCUGACGAACCGCAUGAUCAUCUUUACCCUCAACGGAACUCCUCGUAUCGCAAGCACUUUCGCCGCACCCGUGAUCGCCGACAUGUUCUACUACCAGAACAGCUGGCGAUGGGCUUUCGGUGCAUUCAUUAUCAUCUUCGUCGGAUGCUGCGCUCCCGCGUUGGUGCUCAUGAUGUUCAUGUACCGCAAGGCUAGGAAGGCCGGUCUCGUCAAGAACGUAAAAUCGGAGCGUAACUUCCUACAAUCGCUGUGGUACUACGCCGUACAGUUUGACAUCCUUGGCAUCGUACUCAUCAUGUGCGCGUGGAGUCUCUUUGUUCUGCCUUUCAGUCUCGUCGCCUACGCGCCCCAGGGCUGGAACACCCCGUACAUCAUCGCCUGCAUCGUCCUCGGACUCUGCCUCUUCCCCGUCUUCUACAUCUGGGAAGCCAAAUUUGCGCCCGUCCAAUUCCUACCCUGGAAGUACCUCAAGAACGGUACCAUCAUCGGCUCCUGCCUGCUUUACUGCGUCAUGUUCCUGUCCGUCUUCUGCUGGAAUGGAUACUUCUACUCCUACUUGCUUGUCGUACACAGGCAAAGCAUUCCCCACGCUGGAUAUAUCCUCAACGCUUUCUCGCUUACCUCGUCGACAUUCAGUCCGCUCAUCGCAUGGUGGAUCCACAAAUCCGGUAACUUCAAGUGGACAGCCUACACCGGUGUACCCAUCGUUCUCCUCGGUACUGCUCUCCUGAUCCCCUUCCGAAACCCAUCCACCAACCCCGGUGUUCUCGCCUUCACUCAAGUGCUCGUCGGUCUCGGUACGGCUUUCUUCGCCACCUGCGCCCAGCUCGCCGUCAUGGUUCCCGUCACUCACCAAGAAAUCGCCGUCGUCAACGCCGUUUGGGGUCUCUUUGGCAGCUUCGGUUCAUCCAUUGGAUAUGCCAUCGCCGGUGGCAUGUGGAACAACAUCCUCCCUGGACAGUUGCUCAUGCGUCUGCCCGAGGAGAGCAAGCCUGAAUACAGGGCGAUUUUCGGAAACAUCACCUUGCAGCAAUCGUUCCUCGAUGGUACGCCAGAGCGCGAUGCCGUUGUUGGUGCUUAUGCCGAUGUACAACGUAAGAUGGUGAUCACUGGUGCGUGCUUUGUGCCGUUGUGCUUGGCUAGCAUCUACAUCUGGAAGAACAUCAACGUCAAGAAGCUUGAGGAGGAGAACGGCAAGCAGACUAAGGGUAACGUCUUCUAA
Molecule: messenger RNA, 1791 nt
Organism: Alternaria novae-zelandiae
Lineage: Eukaryota; Fungi; Ascomycota; Dothideomycetes; Pleosporales; Pleosporaceae
Exons: 3
Coding region: 1-1791 (596 amino acids)
Biological process (GO): transmembrane transport
Molecular function (GO): transmembrane transporter activity
Source: RefSeq, a predicted model, not a curated record